UUACAGUUUUAUCAACUAUUGGAGACGAGCCAGGUGGCGAACAACACGCUGAUGUAUCGUCAUGUUACCGUUUUCGCUCCAACGAACAGAGCCUUUCAAAAGUACAAUGGAAGCAAGAGUAACUUGGUUCUCUAUCAUAUGUCGAACCUACCAUUGACGAUCGAACGAUUAGGACUUUCGGUUUCAUCCGAAUUAGAUGGUAAUCCACCCUUAUGGGUAACGAGGAAACCUGGUCCGGCGGGUGAAGAAGAGGUAUUCAUUAACAACGCUAAAGUUUUAAAACAACCCAGCAAUUUCCAAUCGAAAAUAAAAGUCAAUGGGGAUAUCAAGACGCAAGUUUUGCACGUGAUAGACGAAGUAUUGGAACCGGUACGUUCGAUGUCAUCGGAAUCACCGAUCUACAAUCCCGAUGCCUUUCAAUUUUUAAACCAAAGUGAGAAUUUAAACAUGGGUAAUCAUCGUGUCAGGACCUUCCGACAAAGGAUCGUCAUAGAAAAAAAGGAAGGAAUCUUUACGGCAGAUGGGCGUUAUACUUUUUUCAUUCCCGUUGACGAAGGAUUUAAGCCGGAGCCUAGGCCACAGAAGAUCGAUCAUCUCGUAAUCGAUGGACACGUGAUUCCCAAUCAUAUUCUUUUCACAGUACCUACACCUGAGAAUAUUCAUUACGAGACACUUGUUUUCUCUGACAAUCUCAAAGUUACCGUCAGUUUUCUCAGGGAACAUAACAAAGUAUAUGUCAAGUCUAAUACGAUCGUGGGUGAUGCGUCUCACCAACCAGGUGUCGUGUUAGCCGAAAUCGUUAAGCCAAACAUCCCCGUACGAAACGGAGUGAUCCAUUUGAUCCAACGACCACUUAUGGUGAUCGACAGUACUGUGAAGGACUUCCUCGAGUCCUUCAAGGGCAUCGAGAAGGAGGAUGGUCCGGUAUACAAAUUUUAUGAGACGAUUCGCGAUUUUGGCGACGACAUUAUGAUGACCAUAAGUAGGCUCCAUGAUGUAACAUUAUUUGCACCGAGCAAUGCUGCUUUAGAAGAACCAGGAGUACGACAAAUUCUACAGGAUAAAAGACGAGUCAAAGAAAUCCUCAACUUGCAUUACGUCAAACAGAGACUACCAUUGGAAAAGAUUCAAAACAAAAGUGUCAUUCAGGCACACGCUGGGAUACCUACUGCUGCCGAUAGGAAAAAGCUUUAUUUCAACGUCGUACAAGGUCCAGCAGGAAAUCAAACAAUUACCGUUGAAGGAGGUGGUGUAAAUGCUACUGUCGUAACAGCAAAUAUCGCUGCGACCAAUGGAAUUAUUCAUAUCAUUGAUAGGGUUCUCGGUGUACCUUAUACAACUGUUUUAGAAAAACUACAAACGGAUCCUAUGUUGAAUUCCACUUAUUUCCUCGGCCAACGACGUGGUUUUAACGAUCAACUUAACGACACGACGAAACGUUUCACUUAUUUCGCACCAAGAGAUUAUGCCUGGUCCAGUGCUAACAUAAGCUAUCCGUCUGCUAUUAAAAAACUUUUUAUGCCAGACUUCAGUUAUCACACCAAACAAAUCUUGGAACGACAUCUCGUUGUUGCCGAUCAAGUAUACACGAUGGCUAAAUUGAAGGAAAUGAAUUACAAUGACACUAUCACCCUAACUUCCGCGAGGGAUACUUUGAAACUUCGCAUUAAGGAAUCCGGUGAAAAUGAUGACGAAAACGCUAUCCGUCCAGUGACUUCCGGUUACCAAAUCGAAUGGGACGGCAAAUGGAUACGAGUAUUCCGUCACGAUGUUGAGUGUACCAAUGGCAUAAUUCACGUGAUCGAUGGUGUCUUUUUAAAGGAUAGCGACGUUAGAGUGACCGGUGGUGCAUCAUUGGCCAGUAUCGCGCCGCAUCUUAUUAUCUUCUUGAUAGUCAAAUGGCUUUUGUAAACAUUGGAAUAACAAUAAUAAUGGGCGCGCAUCGUCGAUGAAGAUUAUUUAAAAAAAAAAAAAAAA
Messenger RNA from Polistes canadensis, 1977 nucleotides. RefSeq names its product fasciclin-1 (gene Fas1). Gene Ontology annotation, molecular function: cell adhesion molecule binding. The coding region runs from base 52 to 1911 and encodes 619 amino acids. The transcript is spliced from 15 exons. NCBI's taxonomy places the organism in Eukaryota, Metazoa, Arthropoda, Insecta, Hymenoptera, Vespidae. Gene Ontology annotation, cellular component: extracellular matrix. The record is from RefSeq and is a predicted model, not a curated record. Gene Ontology annotation, biological process: extracellular matrix organization; cell adhesion.